AUGGGAGGGUAAACCUUGAUUGUACGUGGCCGGCUGGAUAGCUCUCAGCAGACGGAGGUUUCUUUUUCCUCUUGCGGGUCUGUUUCGAAGUGGGAGGCACACGCAAUGGACUCACUGUUUAGAAAGUUUCGGUCUUCACCCAGCAGCUCUACGGGAACGGGUAGUGGUGACACAAAUGGCACGUCUGUACUGCCUGGCAAUAAUAAGCCAGUCACUUUAUAUUUAAUACGGUUAUCCCCGCCCUGUAGGGCUGUCUGGCUGUAUCUUGCGCAGAACAAGAUCCCAUAUGCCCUGGUGGAUAUUGAUCCGGCUGCUCCGGUAGAUUCCAACGGGCGGAGGCCUGAACUACCAAGUAGUCUUCCACACCAGGACGUCCCAAUUUUGGUUGACGGAGAAGUAACCAUCUUCGAAGGGCCGGCUAUUAUACGUUAUCUCUCGACUCGCUACACAAACUACAAGGGCUACGGUGUGACUGUAUCAGAACGAAUGAUGGUGGAGUCUCUGAUCGCUUGGGCACAUAACGAUUUACACAGGUAA
This is a messenger RNA of Asterias rubens (European starfish), 537 nucleotides long. RefSeq names its product glutathione S-transferase theta-1-like. NCBI's taxonomy places the organism in Eukaryota, Metazoa, Echinodermata, Asteroidea, Forcipulatida, Asteriidae. The coding region runs from base 106 to 537 and encodes 143 amino acids. The record is from RefSeq and is a predicted model, not a curated record. Gene Ontology annotation, cellular component: cytoplasm. The transcript is spliced from 3 exons. Gene Ontology annotation, molecular function: glutathione transferase activity. Gene Ontology annotation, biological process: glutathione metabolic process.